AUGGCCGCCGCCGCCGCCAUCGGCAUGUGCGAGGACGACCGGGGGAUCCCCCGAUCUCUCCCCCUCCUCGCAGCGCUCGUCGAGGAGGAUGCCCGCCUCCACGCCGCCGCCGCCGCCUCCCAACCCGCCGGAAGCGAUCUGGUCCGCGCCUUCCGCGGGCGGACGGUUCCCAAGGUGCCAAUCCGGGACUUCCUCGAGCGGAUCUAUGUGCUGGUUCGGUCGGAGGCCGCCACCGGACAAGUGAUCCGCGUCGACGGUACGUGUUUCGUGCUCGCUGGCGUUUAUCUGACGCGAUUCAUCGGCAGCCACGCGGCGCGGGUGGCGGGGAUCGUGGUGGAGCCGUCCACCGCGCACCGGCUGGUGGCUGUCGCGCUUUUCCUCGGCGGACACUCCCCAAAGAACUGGGCCGCCGUGUUCGAGGCCGCCUCAGACCGCGCGAUCCGCACCGGCGAGAUCGCAGGCCUAGAGGAGCGGUUCUUGCGCGCGAUCAGCUCCCGCUUGUUCGUGGACGGCCACGAGUUCAAGUGCUUCUGCGGGGUGCUGGAGAAGGCACAGGGCUUUGAGAAGAAGAUGGUGGAAUUUCGUGGCUGGAGGCUAAAGGACACGGCACAAGGCCGUGAGGAGAAGAUGGUGGAUGCUCGUGGCUGGAGGGAAGGCAGUAGGCACAGGGCUGUGAAGAGAAGACGUUGGAUGCUCAUGACCAGAGGGAAGGCACAGGGCCGAGAGGAGAAGACGGUGGAUGCUCACAUGCUCGUGGCCAGCUGCAAGUCGCCAGGGAUGCUCGUUGCUGGGCCCGAAGUGGACGAGAUGCUCUCGCUGGACCAGAAGCCACAAAACUGCUCCAGGAGGUUUCAGUAG
Miscanthus lutarioriparius is the source of this 858-nucleotide messenger RNA. The record is from the annotation of a GenBank genome assembly. Lineage: Eukaryota; Viridiplantae; Streptophyta; Magnoliopsida; Poales; Poaceae.